ACAGGGUGGUCAGGAAUGCUCUAAGCAAGGAUUCAGAAAGCAGAGGUAAGUCCUCAGGUUAGGCAGGGAAUCCUACUCUCUGGGGGGAGGCCUCUAUCUGGGCAUCGAGAGGAUAAACGAGGAUGAGGUGGGACUAAGUGGUGGGUCUUCCUGCUGAGCCAGGCCAUGCUGAAUGCAGUGCUGCUGAGCUGUGCCCUGCUGCUGGCAUUGCCCGCCAUACAGGGGGCCCAGAUGGGCUUGGCCCCCCUGGAGGGCAUCAGAAGGCCUGACCAGGCCCUGUUCCCAGAGCUCCCAGGCCUGGGCCUGUGGGCCCAGCUGAAGAAGACAACCGCAGAACAAGCAGAAGAGGCUCUGCUGCAGGAGGCAGAGGCCGAAGCUGAGGCCCUGGCAGAGGUGCUAGACCCGCAGGACCGCGAGCCCCGCUCCCCGCGUCGCUGCGUGAGGCUGCAUGAGUCCUGUCUGGGACAGCAAGUACCUUGCUGUGACCCGUGCGCCACGUGCUACUGCCGCUUCUUCAACGCCUUCUGCUACUGUCGCAAGCUGGGUACGGCCAUGAACCCCUGCAGCCGCACCUAGGUGGCCACUGUCGGGGUCGGGGAAGGGGGAUGUGAAUAAAGGAUGGGACCAAC
Molecule: messenger RNA, 629 nt
Organism: Lemur catta (Ring-tailed lemur)
Lineage: Eukaryota; Metazoa; Chordata; Mammalia; Primates; Lemuridae
Gene: AGRP
Product: agouti related neuropeptide
Exons: 3
Coding region: 166-576 (136 amino acids)
Biological process (GO): adult feeding behavior; hormone-mediated signaling pathway; neuropeptide signaling pathway
Cellular component (GO): extracellular region
Molecular function (GO): type 1 melanocortin receptor binding; neuropeptide hormone activity
Source: RefSeq, a predicted model, not a curated record